AUGGACCUCACACCACCAUCUUUAACACGGUCACCGGCAUCUCCAGCUCAUACCUGUUGCCCAUCGGAGCGCUCUUCGUCAGACUACCCAUCUCCAGACCCGGCGGCUCAGCAGUACAAGAUCACCUCAUUGUACGCUGCCGGCCAACUGUGCUCUGCUGAUCUGGCUGCCGAUGCCGAUAUUUCUUUACCGCCUUUGGAUCUCCGAACGACAGCCGACUGGGCCCCGUUAAGCGCCAUGGCGCCAUCGUCCUCGUCCUUUUCCAUCCCGAACGUCUUGUCAGAGUACGACCAGUUUGCCGACUACGAACCUCCGAUGCCAGCAUCGUACGAAUCCGAAGCGUUCCAGCCGCAUUCCCAACCAUCCGGCCCAGGUCAUCACGGGCAUCCUCUUACAGACUCGCCCGAGCACUCGCCUGGACCCUUGUCCCCAAGGAGCCCCAUAUCCUAUGCGCAGGGUGGACAUGCGUCGAGGUCGCUGGCCCCACGGAUCAAGAUGGAAAACGUCGACUAUGGUUCCGGUAUUAACGCCUCUAACUACAUCUCUCCGAGGCCAAUGCACACGCCGUACAUGGCAGAUCCAGGCCCAUACGGCAGUUCGCAUCAUCAUUACUUGUCGGAUACCCAGUCCUCAGGCUGGCCCAAGGUGGAAUAUGGUGCCGAACAAUACUACCAGAACCCACCGGCAGGCGAACCAGCCUCCUUGAGCCAAGAGGCAAAGCGGGCAGAGAACAUGAAGCACAACCGCCCGAGGCGGGCGCCGCGGAAGAUGACAUCUUUUGCGGAUGCCCAGUACAAGUGUCAAUUCAAAGGGUGUGACAAGCUUUUCAGCCGCAGCUACAACUACAAGGCACAUCUGGAUACACAUGACGAGAAGCGGGAGUACCCUUUCCCCUGUCCUGUAGCCGACUGCAACAAGCGGUUUGUGCGAAAGACGGACCUUCAGAGACAUAACCAGAGCGUUCACAUGAAGGAGAAGAACCACAGGUGCGACUACUGUGGGCGACUCUUCGCUCGCAAGGACACACUUCGCAGACACAUGGAGGACGGAUGCUCCAAACGCUUCGAUGUCGGCACCUGCGACCUUCGCGUCGAUGCGUACGAUGGCAUGGGGCCAGUCAGCCGUAGCAUGGGAGCGCUGAUGCAUCAUCCCAUGGGACCAGGUUCCGGUCCUCUCCCGUCGAUUACCAUGUCUAUGUCAAUGAGCAGCGGCAGCGGCCUAUUGCACCCCGACUCUUCAGCAAGCAAAGGUAGGAGCACUAUGUCGGGCAUAAGCGACGGAGCACAUGGCGACAACUGGCAACGGUGA
This is a messenger RNA of Colletotrichum navitas, 1308 nucleotides long. RefSeq lists its product as uncharacterized. The record is from RefSeq and is a predicted model, not a curated record. The transcript has 2 exons. Gene Ontology annotation, molecular function: DNA-binding transcription factor activity, RNA polymerase II-specific; RNA polymerase II cis-regulatory region sequence-specific DNA binding. Lineage: Eukaryota; Fungi; Ascomycota; Sordariomycetes; Glomerellales; Glomerellaceae. The coding region runs from base 1 to 1308 and encodes 435 amino acids. Gene Ontology annotation, biological process: regulation of transcription by RNA polymerase II.